GAUAAUGGUGUUGACGAUGAACAUGCAGAUGAAGAAAAUAAUGAAUACGACGAUGAUGAAGACGGCCUUAUGGAUGAAGAAUACGCAAUUGACGAUGAAGAGGACGGCCAUGAUGUUUCCAAACAACUGAGCAAUGUUAGCGAAGAUGAUGAUGACUCGCCUGAGGAACCAGCAAUAACCGAAAAAACAUUAAAGUUGGCAAACGCUGACCGCAAAGGUAUUUUAACGCCACUACAGUUUGAGAUAAUUGAGUAAUUUUAGUCAACGUAAAUAACUUAGCAGAAAAAAAAUUGGAUCAAUUCUGACCAGGUGUCUGACCUGUUUAUCCCUCAGAUCGAAAAAGCAGCUUCCCCUUUUUUAAAGUAGUAAACGGCCAUUAUUAUUUAUUGGGAAUAGUUUUUUUUAUUUCUGAAAUGAUGUUGGGUGGAACGAUCAUUUUCUAGUCAUUAUAAGUUGCAUACUCCUUUUGUAGUCUACCAGAAACCGAAGUGACUUGAAUGUGUAAUUUGCCAAUAGCUGCGACUUUGCGACUCUUCAGAAGCCUAUUUUUGGAGUUCAAUGAGAAGUAAUCAAUUCAAUUGUGUUUUGAUAUCUAAGUCAUGCAUGUGUCAACAGGAUGUGGACCAUGCAUAUGAGUUCAAUUUGAUGAACAUUAGGUACUUAACGUGAAAAUCAGAAAGUUACGAACAUGCACCAUAAUUAAUUCUGGAAUGUUAUCGCGCUGCAAGGGAAAAGCCAAUCAGGAGUGGGAAACUAACCUCAAGCAGCAACGGUAUAAGUUUUUGAACCUUAAGGCUUGUUUGCACUUGUCCUGAUAUUUACUUUAAUUGGUCAUAGCACGAUAAACAUUCUUGAAAUUUUCUCAGGUUUUCAAUUGUUUUCUAAGUUUGACACCGACUAAGGCGCACAUCUGUUUGCAGUGAUACGACUGAAUACGAAUGAAGUCGACGAUCCGCAGCGACGUGGUAGAAGAGGACGAAGGGUCAGACGUGGCAGACGGCGCAGAGGGGGGAGACGAGGCAGACCGCGAAGACGAGGCGGACGGCAAGGACGUGGCAGAAGAGGUGGACGAGGAAGGCGUGGCAGGCGUGGCAGGCGUGGCGGACGUCGCAGAAGAGGUAGACGUGGUAGACGU
Molecule: messenger RNA, 1135 nt
Organism: Porites evermanni
Lineage: Eukaryota; Metazoa; Cnidaria; Anthozoa; Scleractinia; Poritidae
Source: the annotation of a GenBank genome assembly